GGUGGAAGCUCGCUGAAAAAAGAGCAUGUCUCGCUUGUGCAGCUCCAACCCCGUUCUAGCAUCAUCUGCUUCUGAUCUAGAAGCUGGAACCUCCGCAGAUGAUGGAGUUCUUGCUGGCCGAGUAGGUGUACAGCAACCACGGCGGGAAAAAUAUCAAGAGCCCGCUGGAGCUGCUCACUGCGGUUCGGCAGCCUCGUCUGCGACGCCCGAUGAGGUAGAUUUCGAUGCACCAAGCUCUUCUAGUCGUGAUGAACGAACAAGUGGAGGAAGAAAGAGUAGGCCGCGUAUACUGACCACUCGUGGAAGACGUCGGGGCAAAAACGGCAAAGUACUAAAGGCUUCGUCCGAAGGUACGAUGUCAUUGACCACCAGGAAGAUGAAGAGGAAGUGGAAAAUAAGAAUAACCAGCACACCAGGAACCACUACACGGCGUGGCACAACUACUAGACCCUUCUUUAUCUCAAAGCCUACCCACGACCUGGCACGCUGUCUGCUUUCCUCCCUGUCCCUCCUACCGGUUUUUCUUUUCUCCACGACGAUAUUUUCAUCCCUGUUCGCUGAUGGCCGGCUUGGGAGAAGGAGGAAAGUGCUUCCAGGUGCGAGAUCUAGUACUGCAACUUCUUCGCAGGAUGAAAUAAGGACAAGAACCGCUGUUCUUGAUGCGGCGGCAGCCACAAUUCCUGCGCCACAUGAAGAUGGUCGUCGCGCAGGCCAACAUCCCUCCGGAGAAGAUGCACAGCGAUCAGCACAGGUUUUGAGUAGCUACUUGCACGACAACGUAGCUAAAGUAGACCCUGCGUCAUUAACUACAGCAACUCCACCAGGCCAAGGCGAGCGUUUGCCGUUGUCCGAAGAUUUUUCUUCGACGUCCAGUAUAAAGCUUCACAGCGCGCCGUGGUCGUCUCCUCAGCCGGCAAGAACUUCAACUCCCCUCAGCGACGACUUCGAAACUUUGAGUACCAUUGCACCUUCCAGCACACAGAGUACCCCCAUCGCGCGACAAGUAGCGCCAAGGAUUGUAGGACUGGCAGGAAGUUCAAGUUCCUUUUCGACGUCUACCUCCGGGACGACUUCAGCCUUGUUUUCCGGAUUUCCUUCAUCUUCGGCCAGAAAUGGCGUUGCUUCAUCCUCCACCUCGCCAAGCUACGAAUUUUUACCGGGUUCUUUCGGCACACCAACCCCAUCACGCAGCCGAAGCGCCACGGAGGGUAGUGAAGGGCAACCGGGACGAUUUGGUGUUGAGCACGAGGACGUACUCGACCAAAAGGGACAAGAAUUAUUUCAUCACCUUUGGUCAGAUACUAGUCCGGAGGAGGGAGAUGAGGAAGUGGGGAGCUGCGACGGGGAUGAACAGCAGGAAAGCAGUCGAAAGAGGAGAAGUACUACCACCGACGCUGCGUUUCGUUCGGCACUCGACAGUACAGUAGUGAUCCCGUCCGCGGCUGCGGAGAGAGUCAGCAGACGCGCUUUUCCCGGUCGGGGACAACAACAUCCGCAAGGAAUAAGCGCUCUGGCUUUUGAGCACGACAAGGAGGAUCUUGGAGCAGAAAUAAAGCCGGAGAUAGGGUUGCCGGAACGAGACUCAACAUUCUCAUCUGCGGCUUCAUCGUCCCACAAGGACCAGCAACGGGUACCAGCACAACUACUCCCACCGGCGCUUCUUCCGUCUUACACCGUCGCUCGCUCAAGAGCCUUUUUCCCCUGGGGCCGGCGCACGAUAGGGACCACGAGUGAUGAUUUCUUUUCAACAAGACGGACCUCAUCUUCGACGUCCAGAAGUGGGGUGAAUUAUGCGGAAGGUGAAGCUGUUGUACACCAUCAAGACGAGGAGGACCAGGAGAACACCACUAGUUUCAGUUCGACGCAGCCAGAGGACCUACAUAGACACGACGAUGACCAGACGAAUGUGUUAAGGCGACGAAGAAGAAACACUGAUGUUGUAAACGAAGAGCAAAUCACGAAUCGCAUCACCGGCUGUACUGCACUAGAUAGGGAUGGUGCGGACACAUCUUCUAAUGGUCCUGUGUUGGCCCCCGCUGUACCAGUUUCAGCUCGUGGACAACGGCGUAGUAAAACUAAUUCGUCCCUGUUUUCCUUGGAGCAGUCUACUUCCAAGCAGGAGCUGCAGCUGCAGAACAUGACGGAUUUUAUUUCCAUUGGGAACCUCGUGCAGAACCCAAGUCACCCUUUUCGCCUGUUUCCCAGCUUGUUCCUCUCCAAUGUGGCCGCGGCUGGUGCUGCUAGCAGUGGCAGUGCUGCUAGAAGUGCAGCAGCUUCGUCGUCCAGUCCAAGAGCAGAUCAAAAGGACCCGCCAAGUGCAAGUUCUGCUGCUCUUGCUGAAGCUGGUACGAGUUCAUCUAGGUGCAUCACAACAGAGGAACGGUCGAAGCCGAGUUAUACCUGUGAUCGCACUAAGGAGCGUGCUACAGCCGCAGCUUGCGGUUCACCUUCAACUACAGUAGACGAGGAUGUGAUUUUCUACGACGCAGUGACAGAACCAGAUGAUGCUGCGGACGCCGUAGACUCUUUAGAAGUACCACAUGCUGUGUCACUACCAACUACUAGCGCGAGUGUUGGGACGAGGACCACCACUGACACAGGCAGCGAGAGGACGCAGCGAGAAGAAUUAGGUGGAGAAUCUUCGGAAGAACUAGACAGGCGACGACAGUUACAAGAAGAAGUAGAUGAAAAACUUUCCUCAUCUCCUGGUGAAGAUAUUAUCAAUUCGGAGGCCGUCUUCUUCAAUGACGAGCGAACGGAUCUCUCUCAGUCUCCCCUUCCCAGCUCAAAAUCGUCCAGCAACAGUUUGUAUGAGGAGUUGGAUUGUGAGCUGCAAUAUGAACUGCAAAAGUAUCGUACUCGUAUAAAUGCAUUACAAAUUUCCUCAGCAUGAGGAAUAAGAUUUGCAAUGCGGAUUUGCCUUAAGAAGAAGAUUUUUGAUGCAAGACUUGCAUUUAUACGAAGGAAUGCGAUACUUUUGCACAGGAUAUGCAAAAAAAACUGGAGCAGCAGCUCGAGGACUGGAGAGACCAGACGCUUUUCGAAGAAUUUCAAGAAGGGCUAGUGCUUGCCGAGGGAACGGGAAGGAUAACGCAAAAACAAAGAGAAAGCUGUGCGACGAAGUUGUCACGCGGCGAGGACAGAAAGGUGGGCU
This is a messenger RNA of Amoebophrya sp. A120, 3154 nucleotides long. NCBI's taxonomy places the organism in Eukaryota, Dinophyceae, Syndiniales, Amoebophryaceae. The record is from the annotation of a GenBank genome assembly.